CAUAGUUCAGCUGAAUAAUAAAAUAGAGCUUACACACGUAUGCCUUGCAUAUCGUAAUGUGCCCUUUGAGCACUUAUUUUGAAAUUGUAUUGUCGGUACCUUUGUUUCACACAACGCAAUGCAAGCCUAGUACCAGUAUCUCGGAUUUUAACUGGUUGAUGCUGUUGCCUUUCGACCAAUCACUGAAGAUUUCAUUGGAAAGUCAUGCACGUCGCUUUCAUCGGCCGACAGUGUGCUCAAGGUGUUCUGUCUUGGAAGGAGGAAACGCUGUGACACCAUGGGUGUGUUGUCCACAUUGAUGAGGGGUCUCGUACGAGGAGCGGACAGAAUGUCCGAGUUCACCAGCAAGCGUGGAUCAAGAACUCACAACAAAGGCAGGAGCGCAAGGCCCACCGGACUCAAGAUCUCCAGCAGAAAAUUUCUGUCCAUACAGGCCAUGAUCCCUGAGAUCGUGGUGCCUGACUUGGAGGGAUUCAAACUGAAACCAUAUGUGUCCUAUCGCUCCCCUCGAGGAACGGACCCUCCAAUAACCGCUCAAAGUGUGUUCGCAGAGGUUGUCGCUCCUCAGAUCAGGAAAGACUUUGAAGAAGGCACUUUCACCAAAAACCAGCUGGAGAAAUAUGGAUUUGAACCCACGCAGGAGGGAAAGCUCUUCAAGCUCUAUCCCAAGAACUAUGUGCGUUAAAGAUGCAUUCUCGAUGUAAUGUAUUUCGAAAUAAAGACAGCCUGCUGGUACACUAGAGGAAGAGACAGCUGCAGACUGUUGGAUGGGACUAUAUAUCAUGUCAAGUAAACUCAAUUUGACUCUUUUGUUACUUGAUCAAUAGCCAUAAUAAAGCUGAAGGCGCUAUGAUCCACUCUG
Messenger RNA from Acanthopagrus latus (yellowfin seabream), 862 nucleotides. It is a transcript of the gene mrpl41, whose product is annotated as mitochondrial ribosomal protein L41. The transcript has 2 exons. The record is from RefSeq and is a predicted model, not a curated record. The coding region runs from base 278 to 685 and encodes 135 amino acids. Gene Ontology annotation, biological process: translation. Gene Ontology annotation, molecular function: structural constituent of ribosome. NCBI's taxonomy places the organism in Eukaryota, Metazoa, Chordata, Actinopteri, Spariformes, Sparidae. Gene Ontology annotation, cellular component: mitochondrial large ribosomal subunit.